Molecule: messenger RNA, 2559 nt
Organism: Procambarus clarkii (red swamp crayfish)
Lineage: Eukaryota; Metazoa; Arthropoda; Malacostraca; Decapoda; Cambaridae
Product: glutamate receptor ionotropic, delta-2-like
Cellular component (GO): membrane
Molecular function (GO): ligand-gated monoatomic ion channel activity
Source: RefSeq, a predicted model, not a curated record
CUCUUAAGUGGCGGCCACGGGGCGCCGGCGCCAUCCUCGGCAUGCAGGUGGUGGUAGGCGGUAUCUGGGGAGCAGUGUUGCUCCUCUCCCUCUCAGCAGGUCAAGGCCAGUGUGUCAGGGAUGAGGUGUCUGGCAUCAUAACCACCAAGAAUGCUGCACAUGACCUCAUUCCGGUUGUGGACACAAGCAACACAACUCGUGUAGUAUAUGAUUUGUUUCUUAGCAAGUUCUCGAGAGGCAAUAAUCAUUCAUUGCGAGGACCAUCUCCAGACCCUCUGCUUGGGGGUCGAGCCAGGCUCCUACAGCAGGCUCAAACCUUCUUGUUCAAGAGGUCCGUCCGGACACCCUCGCAGCCAGGGGCACUGGACGCGACCAUCGACGCCACUGUGGAGGUGGUGACCAGGUACCUGGCCCACUGUGUGCUGGAGAUAAGCGCCGCUGCUGACCCGGCCGUGGAGACACUGCUCACUAGAAUGAGGCAGGCACUGGUGCCCGGUCUUGUCUUAGUGCCGUCAGCUGCUCUGAUCAACACCACGGGCGAGGACAACAGUGCUCCGGGCGUGGUGAGCGCCUGUGCGGUCCACGUGCUGCUGCUGCUGGAACCCGAGAUUGGAAGGUCUAGAGGUUCUAUGAGGCCUGAUGGGGUUGGUGAUGGCGUCCAGGAGGUGCUCCAGGUCCUGCGUCAGACCCACCUCAGCGGCCCACGCCGCUACGUGUUAAUCCUCGCUCCGUACGCCACCAACGCCGCAGACACCAAGUGUCUCCUGCUGGAGCUGCCCCUGCCCCGAGGCGUCCAAGUAUUCCUCCUGCUGCCACAGUCCCUCCACACAGGUGUGCGGGUGGAGGUGGGCGUGUACCAGCGGUGUCAGUACUGUGUGGGCGGGGGUGUGGGCGUGGUGCUGACGACCAGGUGGGUGCCAGGUGGCACCUCACGGCUCCAGCAUCUUUUCGACGACCAUCUAAGGGACUUCCAUGGACACGUCUUCCAUGCUGUCACCAUGGACUUCCCUCCCUUCAUCGACUACGAAAGGACCCAGGUCGCUCCGGGGGGAGUCACGCGACCCAAGGACUCCAUGGACAUACGCAUCCUGCAGGAGGCUGCCACACUUCUCAACUUCUCCUUCCAGUUAAGGGAACCUGCUGACGGCGUGUGGGGGUACCUCUUAGAGAACGGGUCGUGGACGGGGACUGUAGGGACGGUGGAGCGUCAGGAGGCGGACUUCUCCAUGAUGCUCUCCAUAACCUGGGAGAGGUCCUACGUUGUCAGCUUCACCCGGGCCUACUGCAUCGAGCCCAUGACCUUCGUGAUGAGGAAACCCGGCUCGCUGCCUCAGUGGCAGGCGCCUAUCAAGCCUUUUCAUUGGUUGGUGUGGGCAGUGAUGGUGGCGAGUGUGGUGUUGUCUGGACCAGGCCUCUGGCUGCUCCUCCGCCUCUCUCCCUCCCCUCUCCCUCUUCCUCUCCCACGCGAGAGAAGUCAUGAGGGAGAGGGAGGAGGUGGGAUACCAACCUUCAGGAGGGUCAACACCUCGCGGCUGGGCCUCGGGGCGCUCUGCCUCUACAUGCUGGCGCCCUUCCUCUCCGCCUCCGCCCCUCUCUACCCCACGUCACUGAGCAGCCGGAUGUGGUGCGGCUUGUGGUGGUUCUUCUGCAUCCUGACCACCACACUGUACCGGGGCAUCCUCAUCUCCCACCUGACGGUGCCCGCCCUCAGCCCCGCCCUGGACACCCUCGAGCAGCUGGCCUCCAGCCUCCUGCAGUGGGGCAUGCUCAACACGUAUGACUCCGGCUACCAGCUCUUCCGCUCCUCCGAGGUGCCGGUCUACCAAGCAUUGUUCCGGAAGAUGCAGUACCACGAUGUGAAGGCGUCUAUGGAGCGCGUAAUGGAAGGUAACUACGCCUUCAUCUCUUGGAAGACCUACUUCAGGAACCUUAUCGCCCGCGACUACUCCGACCGCAACGGGGCAUCUAAGGUAUACAUUGCUCGCGAGGAAUUCUUCCCCGGUGGAUUCGGGUGGGCGUUCCCCAAACACUCGCCGUACUUGCCCGCUUUCGACCAGGUGUUCCAGCGGCUGAUAGAGUCGGGACUGGUCGACAAGUGGAUGGAGGACCUGAUCCAGCUGUCUGCCUCUGAGAACCGGGAGAAGCCCAAGCUGCUGGAGCCGGAGGUGAAGGGCCCGCAACCCUUCACCGUCUACCACCUGCAGGGGAUCUUCUUCAUCAUGCUCGGAGGGUACAUGCUAGCGCUGCUCUCCUUCCUGGGGGAGGCGCUGCUGGGGCGGCUUUUGGUGCUUUCUUAAUCCCAAGCCUCUACCACAGUGAGACAGCCCUGCCACCUCUACGAAGGUCAGGGCAGCUGACCUACUAUUUCUCCAGCUUUGAGGUCAGGGUAUUUACGUGUUUAAUUUAACAUUAUGUAAUGACUGAUUCCCUCACUGGUUGAGGAGACCGAUCCCCCAAUGCUGUAAUGUUGCCUUAUAAAUACUAUGAUUUAAAUUAUUGUUCAUUCUUACAAAAAAUUCAGCUAAUCUUCAGAUAUAAAAGAGACGCGUUGAUGAACAA